Molecule: messenger RNA, 7504 nt
Organism: Cyprinus carpio (common carp)
Lineage: Eukaryota; Metazoa; Chordata; Actinopteri; Cypriniformes; Cyprinidae
Product: phospholipid-transporting ATPase IH-like
Exons: 29
Coding region: 271-3936 (1221 amino acids)
Biological process (GO): phospholipid translocation
Cellular component (GO): endoplasmic reticulum; plasma membrane; trans-Golgi network
Molecular function (GO): magnesium ion binding; ATP binding; ATP hydrolysis activity
Source: RefSeq, a predicted model, not a curated record
GCAAACAGACGAGGAGUCGGGAGAGCUCUACUACACCGAGAAGGAGAGUGAGUACGUCAGUACACCAGAGAACAGCCCACAGGGACGCUUGACAACGAACAAGUGGCCGGUCCCUUUAAAUAUUAAGGCAAAACCUUGGAAAACGAGAGCUUUUUCCCCUCAGUCCGUGUGUAUGUAGGUGAAACCGGAGCAUGUCACUAUGACAACGCGUGGACUUUACAUAACUAGAGGAGAAACCGAAGACAGCGCACCUGGAGCGGCUCGAGCAGAAUGGAUUUCAGCACCAUUCGGAACCUCAUCACUCGAUACUGUACAGGAGAGGAGAGCUGGGUGGACAGCAGGACCGUUUAUAUUGGACAUAAAGUGCCUCCACCAGGAACAGAAGCGUACAUUCCACAGAGAUUUCCUGACAACAGAGUCGUCUCCUCAAAGUAUACUUUCUGGAAUUUUAUACCGAAGAAUCUCUUUGAGCAGUUCAGAAGAAUCGCCAAUUUCUAUUUUCUGAUCAUCUUUCUAGUGCAGCUGAUCAUUGACACACCUACCAGUCCUAUGACCAGCGGUCUGCCUCUUUUCUUUGUCAUCACCGUCACAGCGAUUAAACAGGGCUAUGAGGACUGGAUCAGGCACAAAGCGGACAACGCUGUAAACCAGUGUCCAGUCCACGUCAUCCAGCAUGGCAAAGUUGUACGCAAACAGAGUCAAAAGCUUCAGGUGGGUGAUAUUGUCCAGGUGAAGGAGGAUGAGACGUUUCCUUGUGACCUCAUACUGCUCUCCACCAGUAGAGAAGAUGGAACAUGUUUUGUCACGACAGCCAGCUUAGAUGGAGAGUCCAGCCAUAAGACCUAUUAUGCAGUUCAGGACACAAAGGCAUUCAACACAGCAGAGGAGGUUGACACACUGCAUGCUACGAUAGAAUGCGAACAACCCCAGCCAGACCUGUACAAAUUUGUGGGACGCAUCAAUAUUUACUUGGAUCGAGACGAGCCCAUCGCGAGACCCCUGGGUUCUGAGAACCUGCUGCUGCGUGGAGCCACACUGAAAAACACUGAAUACAUACAUGCUGUCGCCAUCUAUACGGGCAUGGAAACCAAGAUGGCCCUCAACUACCAGUCCAAGUCUCAGAAACGCUCCGCUGUUGAAAAGUCUAUGAAUGCCUACCUGAUUGUGUACCUAGGCAUUCUGAUCAGUAAAGCUCUGAUCAAUACUGUCCUGAAGUAUGUCAGCCAGUCCAACAACCAGAAAACUGAGACUGAGAGGCAACGGCAUGUAUUAAUCCGGGCAUUCACAGAUUUCCUUGCCUUCAUGGUUCUGUUCAACUACAUCAUUCCUGUGUCCAUGUAUGUGACUGUGGAGAUGCAGAAGUUCCUUGGCUCGUACUUCAUCCUGUGGGACGAUGACAUGUUUGAUGAGGAGCUCGGAGAGGGACCGCUCGUCAAUACCUCAGAUCUUAAUGAAGAACUUGGACAGGUGGAAUAUGUCUUCACAGACAAGACUGGCACUUUGACAGAAAAUAACAUGGAGUUGAGGGAGUGUUGUGUGGAUGGGAAUGUUUAUGUGCCACAUGCCAUCUGUAACGGGCAGAUCUUACCUGGAGCUGCCGGAAUGGAUAUGAUCGACUCCUCUCCGGGCGUAGAUGGAAAGGAGCGAGAGGAGCUGUUUUUCCGUGCACUGUGCCUCUGUCACACAGUCCAGGUGAAGGAAGAGGAGACAGUGGAUGGCAUUAAGAGAGGAAUCCAUCAGGGCAAAUCCACCUCCUUCUACAUCUCCUCCUCUCCAGAUGAGGUUGCACUGGUGGAGGGCAUGAAAAGGUUGGGCUUCACCUAUCUCCGUCUGAAGAACAGUCACAUGGAGAUCCUUAACAGAGAGGAUGAGAUGGAGAGAUUUGAGCUGUUGGAGGUGUUGAACUUUGAUUCAGUGAGGAGGAGAAUGAGUGUUAUUGUAAAAUCGAGCUCAGGAGAGUACUAUUUGUUCUGUAAAGGUGCAGAUUCUUCUAUUUUCCCACGGGUGGUUUCUGGAAAGGUGGAGCAGGUCAGAGCGCGAGUAGAGCACAAUGCUGUGGAGGGCUUACGGACUCUUUGUGUGGCUUAUAAGAAGCUGACUCAUGAGGAGUAUGAUCAAACGUGCCGUCUCCUCAACAGCGCUAAACUAGCUCUGCAGGAUCGCGACAAGAAACUGGCUGAAGCUUAUGAUGUCAUCGAAAAGGAUUUCAUCCUGCUUGGAGCCACGGCUGUGGAAGAUAGGCUGCAGGAUAAAGCGGCCGACACCAUUGAGUCCCUGCACAAGGCUGGUAUGAAGGUUUGGGUCCUCACAGGGGACAAAAUGGAGACAGCAGCAGCCACAUGCUAUGCUAGCAAGUUGUUCCAUCGCAAUACACAGAUCCUGGAACUGACAACCAAGCGAACAGAGGAGCAGAGUCUCCAUGACGUCCUGUUUGAUCUGAGCAGAACUGUUCUGAGACAGCAUGGCAGCAUGACCAGGGACAUUUUCUCAGGGUGGGUACAGUGGAAUACAUUUACAUGCUCCCAUACACACACAGACACCUUCACACAUAUGUGUCGGUCCCACAGGCUCUCAGGUGAUUACCAAGACUAUGGUCUGAUAAUCGAUGGGGCAACACUGUCAGCUGUUCUGAAGCCAACACAAGAUGUAACCAGCAAUGGAGGCAACUACAAGGAGAUUUUCCUGGAAAUCUGCAGGAACUGCAGUGCUGUUCUCUGCUGUCGCAUGGCACCCUUACAAAAAGCACAGAUCGUUAAGCUGAUAAAAGCAUCAAAAGAACACCCCAUCACGCUGGCCAUCGGGGACGGAGCCAAUGAUGUCAGCAUGAUCCUGGAAGCUCACGUGGGAAUAGGGAUUAUGGGUAAAGAGGGGCGUCAGGCGGCCCGUAACAGCGACUAUGCAAUUACCAAGUUCAAACACCUGAAGAAGAUGCUGCUGGUUCACGGGCACUACUACUACAUUAGAAUCGCUGAGCUGGUGCAGUACUUCUUCUAUAAGAAUGUGUGCUUCAUCUUCCCUCAGUUUCUCUAUCAGUUCUUCUGUGGCUUCUCUCAGCAGCCACUGUAUGACACAGCUUACCUGACCCUGUACAAUAUCAGCUUCACCUCAUUACCCAUCCUCCUCUACAGUCUGAUGGAGCAGCACAUCAACAUGGACAUCCUCAAACGGGACCCUUCUCUCUACAGAGAUAUUGCCAAGAAUUCCCUCCUGAGAUGGCCCACUUUCAUCUACUGGACACUUCUGGGGGUUUUUGAUGCCAUGGUCUUCUUCUUUGGUGCAUUCUUCCUUUUCGACAACACAACCUUCACCAGCAAUGGCCAGAUGUUUGGAAACUGGACCUUUGGAACACUUGUAUUCACUGUCCUGGUGUUCACAGUCACGCUAAAGCUUGCCCUGGACACACAUUACUGGACGUGGAUCAACCACUUUGUCAUAUGGGGGUCACUACUAUUCUAUGUCAUCUUCUCCCUCCUGUGGGGAGGCAUCAUUUGGCCUUUCCUAAACUAUCAGAGGAUGUACUAUGUGUUCAUGCAGAUGUUGUCCAGCGGUCCUGCAUGGCUCAGUAUAAUUCUGCUGAUUAUAGUCAGUUUGCUGCCUGAUGUGGUGAAGAAAGUGUUGUGUAGAGCUCUAUGUCCCACCACCACUGAGAGAAUACAGAAUGCAGAUAAGUUGUAUAAGGGCCACCUGUCUGAGUUCACCCCCCUGUCCUCCCUCCAAGCUCCACCUGCUCGGAAACAUGACAGACAUGGCAACGAAAGCCAGAACCACACCCACCGCAGGUCUGACUCCUCCCCUCCCAAAAAACUGAUGUGUACAUACUGGGGGGGCAGGCCUGACUACUGCACCUUCAACUCCUUCCUCCGAAUAGAUGAAAACCCAAGAUUCUCUGGGGCAGCUUAUGCCUACCGCACACCGGGGCCCGAGACGUCCGUAUGACAGUCUCUCUAAAAGAAAUAGUCUACUUAUCUAAUCAAAUUCAGCCUCCAUUAUUCCAGAGUCAAGAUUGGGACACUAUUUGGAGACCAAUCUUGGCUUGUUACCCUUUAUCUGAAACUAAAGCACUGAAAUGCGUUCUUGUGGUAUACACUAAUGGGCUAGUGAUGCUGUGUGUUAAUUUAGAAGCUGGAGGAAGGCCAAACAGAAUUGGCCGUACCAUCUGCAAAUGUGUGGCAUACUGCGCUAAGCGGCCUUGGGACCUAUUUACCUUGUUUUUUUAUUUGUGUGAGCGUGUUCCCUUAACACUGUGGGUUUACAUGUUCGUUCACCUACCCUUGUAAUUCUUCAUGUGAAAAUUACUUGAAAACUACACUGGGCAGUAAUUGCACAAACCCUUCCAUCUCAAACGCAACCCCUACAGCUAAAUGUUAAUGUGGAUGACAGUUAAAAUGGCCCUGGAUGCUCUAAAAACUGACCGUCCUGUUUUUUUCUUCUUCUUUUCUUUGUUCUCUAUCGUCUCCCCUUCCCUUUUUUAUCCUGUGCUCCUUCUCUUUUCUUCUACUUUUUUUAUAGAACAAACUGGUGUUGCCUUUGUGCAAACCUGUUAUCGAGGAACACUCCAUAGCCUGCGAUUGUCUUUGUCCGAUUGCAUUGUAAGUGGCUAAAUUUGGCCAUUUCUGUUGCUGCACUGUACUAGAACGAACUAGGUGUGUAUGUGCACGAGUGUGUGCGUGUGUAUGUGUGUGUGAGAAUGUAGGCCUUUGUUAGAACAACUACGAGAAGACAAAUUGUAACUGGACUGUCAUUAUGUUUCACCCUUUAACUUUCAAAAAGGUGGAAAUCAACUCAUGUUCUACUGUUCCAAAGUUUGCAAAACCAUUGACUUGUGUCAUGAUGACAACCAGUUACUCUUUCCAAGCUGCUUGGCAAUUUGCUUUAAAAUUCUGUAGUUCCCUAUGUAUAAUCAGUCCUUUAGUUUCUUUAGAAUAGAUCCAGAUACAGGAUGCUAAAGGCUACACUAGCCACCUUAGCUUAACUGUUCUGCCUUAAUGCUAACGUUUCUCAUCUUUUGCACCACAGUUUGGAACCAAAGGUCUUGAAAUACGGAGUAUAUAAAUGUGCAUUAGUUGCCUUAUGCUCAAAAAGAAAUGGAGGGAAAGUGUUUGACAGCAUUAGAAGAAUCCUACCACACUGCCUUAAGUUGACAUUGCACCAGCUGAGGAUGGAGACCGAUAAAAGUCAUAUCCGACAUCUUCCAAUGCCACCAACAUGGCCCAGGGCUCCUGAAGAGAAAUUUCACAGUUCUUUUUGAUUUCACAAAAAGAACAAAUUAACUUCUUUGUCUGCAUAUUUUCAAGAUUGCAGCAUCCUAUUUGACUGGGCCCAAAGCAUUUUGUCUGUAUUAAUGUAACUGUUGGAGCCCUGUGCUGGGUUGCUAUCAUUUCUUUGUGGCACAUUACUAAUUUAUGAUCUGAUAUAAAUAAGUCAGAUAUAAUUAGACUGUGAUACUGUUCACAAACAACUCAUUAAACCAACAGCCCAAACAAGGUCAGCAUCACAGAUGGCCUGUCUUGGGCACUAUGUUCACAGAAAUGGCUCCUUUCUAGUGUGCAGAACACAGAAGAUGAGCUUUUUAAAAUGAUUCCCGGGAAAUGUGCCUCACACCUGAUGACUUCUCUGUUUAAAAUGACUUUUUCAUAAUGUAUUGUGAAGUGUGUUCAUUUCCAUCUCCAUCUUGUAAAUGAAUUCAAAAUCACUGAUUUGAAUUGAGUGUGAAUGCAAUUCAGUUUAAUUUCCAAAUAACAAACUGAACACCUAAUGACUUACCUGUAUAAUAUAUCAUUCUCAUAAAAAUAUUGUCAAGUACAUUCAAAUCCAUCUCCGUCCCAUGAAUGAACUCAAAUUCACAUUGAUUUGAAUUGAAUUUGAAUCGAGUGUGAAUGCAUUUAAGUUUAAACUCCAGGUAACACUGUUACACAAACCAAACUAAAAAUCAAACCAUUUAUUCAUCAAAACCACAUCUGCUUGUCUGCAUGACUCUUUUCCUGCUGUCCUUCACAUCCCAUGCCUGUUUGUUUUUUUCUGCUCACAUUGAUUCUGGAAUGUAGUGUUGUUUUCCUGGAGCUUUAUCUUUUCAUCUCGACUUCUCUCCUUGCAUGUGUUUCCUUCGCUCACCUGUCAUUCAGUUCUCAUGAUGAGGCCAGUCACCCAUAUCACCAUUUUAACCAUCAUCCAUGACAGAGAGAGAAAGUAGGUGAUGUCAAAGACUAUCAAGACCACUGUUUUGAUGGUUACUCCAAGCUUCUUGUGGGUAGAUGCCUUCUGGUGCUAACCUCAAUGUAUGUUCAUGCGUUCAAUUCAGUGAAGCGUUGAAUUCUAGGAAACUCCAGUGUGCACAUACAUGUGUUUUCAUUGCCUGUCAGUCAGACUGGAACAGAGAAUGUCAGAUUAAAGAAUGGCAUUAUGGGUAUAGCUAGUUUGUUAAAGGAUGUAGGAGUCAUUUUUGAACAAUUUUUUGGGUUAAUUUUGAUUAACUGUCACAGAAUAGUAAAAACAGAAUGUCCUUUAUAAUGCACACAUUAUAUCUAAAUAUUGACUAUAUUGAUGAGUAUAUUGAUGUCAAGGUUUACAAAGGCUGUGUGUGUAUGUGAAUGAAUGAAUCGAACAUGUCGACUGAGUAACUAUGUUUCUGGUCCAAAAGUGUAUUAUUUAAUUUGUAUGAAUGUAAAAUCUAAAGUCAAACACUGUCUAUUUUAUUGAUUAUCGAGGUCUGAACUUUGCAUGCCAUGUGAUACUGUAGUAAUGGACCAACCACUGAGCUUUAUCAAGUCAUAUUCUCAUUUAUAUAAACCACUUUUAUAACUUUGGUUCAAAUUUUCAGUCCAGUCCAGGUGAUUCACAUCUACAAUACCAAGUACUAAUCAAUGCUGGCAAAUCUGAAACAAAACAAGAAUGUGCUUAUACAUAGAUUCUCAAGUUAUAAUUUUUAAGUAGCCUAGAUUAAUAUAAUAGGGGUAAAUUAAUUAAUUAAUUUUUUUUUUUUUAGUUUGGCAUUCUACUGUUUUUACUAUUUUGUUCACUAUUACAGUUCUGUCUGGCUUCCUGAAUGUAAAAAAAUAAAAAGAAAAGAAAAAAGCCACUAUUGUGCUGUAAACAAAAAUUGCAUAGCGUUAAUUGGAUAGUCGUGAAUGACAACUACAAAAGAAUGUGGUUCUAGAACAAAUGUCCCUUCACAAAUGUGUUUUAUUCUUGUUUUUGUCAAAUUCUUGUUUUUAAAUUUAGAACUGUUUUUUGUAAUGUAGGUAUAAUUUGAUCACUGAACGCUAUCUGCCUCAGGGGUGCGUUCAGGCACUGGCAAACACUGUAUUCUAUCUGUCUAAAAAAGGCUAUAUGAAAUAGAUAUUUUGUAUAAUGUGUGAAAAAAAGUCUUUUUGCUACUUUUGUAUCUAGAGGAUGAAGAGAACCACUUACCGUUACAGAGACAGAAUGUUACUGUUCAGUUUUAAAACAACCAAAUGUAAGGUCAUAGGAGAAGUCAACUUCAGUAAAGAUGAAAGUUUAAAAAAUA